AUGGGCCACCGUCCUGUGAUCGCUCUCUCGCGUGUACAUCGCCUCCUUCGCCAACUCGGAGCCGCCUUGGCCAACCUCGCUUUGGAUCUCGGUAAUCUCCAUCUCAAGCAACGAGAGCUAUCCUUUCAAGCUGCCCAGAGGAAAGCUAGUCGUGCGCAAGAUAGUGAGGAUCACGACGACGACGAGGAAUGGGAGGGGUCAGGUCGGACGACGAUGGCAAAGGCCGCGGCGAGGAAGAGGAGCAAGUCGAGUCGCGUCGUGGCUAAAGUGACGACGACGUAUUCGAGACGAGGAGCGAUCACCAUGAGUCGAACAACGUCGCAAGCCUCGUCUACUUCUUCCGCACCGGCAUCGUUCGCCGCGGGGACGAAGGCGGGUCUCAAGCGAACUCGUCGUUCAACAGGCUCGGGUGGAGGCGUUUCGAUCCUCCUCGAUGCGAGGAACAGGCUCAGUCGUCUCGACGGAUGGGAAAAUGACUCGGUCAACAAGGCAUUACAUCUCAUCAAAACCUACUCCAACGUACUUGAGGCAGUCGCAGACGCCAUCGAUGAAGAGCAAGAAGAAAACCCAACCCGGGAUCGCCGAGUUCCGAGCUUGGUCGAGAUGAUGGCGAGGGAGAUUGGAUGGAAUAUCGAAGCUAAUGUGAGGAGUUGUAGGGAGGAAAAACAGUCGGAUAGUAGUGAGGAGGAAGGCGUUGCUCUGAGACGGAAGGGUGAAUUGGACGAGGGGGAUGAUGAGGCGACUUUGGUCGACGACUGGUACGACGCUUGUCCGGAUUAUUGUCGCCCGUGAGUCAAUCGGGAAAGUGCACCGGCGAGUCUGUGUAUCUAAUUCUAAAUUCUUUACAUAGAUGGAUCUUGAUCGAACACGCCACCUCCAUCAUGCUCGAAGGUCUUGAAAAUCCUCCUUUCACCCUGCUCGAAAUACUUUUCGAACUCUGUUCUCGCAUGGGAGCAGGCAGUGCAGUAAGUGGAGCGUUUGCUGAUGAGACACCGUAGAACAUCGUCUGAGUAAAAGGCUCUUCUACAGUCUCCCAGGUUCUAUGAUGCUCUCAACUACCAAGCUUUGCGCAUGACCGAUCCGACCUCUUCGGCGCAUGUCCUUGCGCAACAAACCGUCUUGCACGGCCAUUCGUCAACUUACUUCGAGUCGCUCCGUACCAUUCUCUUCGAGUCGACCUUUGCCGAUCGUCUUUUUUAUUCGUCUUUCCUCUCUCUGGAGAGAGCCCCUUUACGCUCAGGAAACGCCAGCGACGCCGAGGCUUUGGGCGGGCUAAUUGAACUCGUUUGUGGAGUCGCUAGAGAAAUGGUAGGCGCGAUCAAUCUCGCCAUCUCGAAUGGAGAACGAGGUGGAGAACGGCAAAAGAACGAUGUGAUUGAUCGAGUCGCCUUCGAAAUCGAUCAUGCUACGGGUUUCCUCUUCCUAGCGCAGGACGACGAGAUGGUCUCAAUCACGACGAGUGAAGGCACGUUCGAUGGUCAACGCUUGGCCCGGGAUCAAGCGCUCGAACGAGUAUUUGAUGCCGUUCUGGACUUUAUACAUGGCACGGGACCGAGCGUAUCGAAAAGUAAGCGCGCAAUGCAGCGCCUAGGUCCCUUCGCAAUCGCCGCAUGUUUCGAGCUCGCCCUCCGCUCUCUCGACCAUCACCCCUCGGCGCAAACCGGCUCGAGCGAUGUGGCCCGCUUGACAGAAUGCGACUCGUUGAUCGCGCACCACAUCCUCGGCCUCGUCGAAGAAGAAUGCCAAGACUUCGAUCUGGAUCAGCUUAACUCCGAGCUCCUCCCAUUAGCAAAGCAGCAUUCCUCCCAAUCCUUCGCUGCACUUGCGACGUUACUUCGAUCCGCCGACCUUUCGACACUGGAGAAGUUGGUCGUCUACACUGCGACGAAGGCUUAUGACUCGCUCGUUGAUGUUCGCUCGACGCGGGGUUUGAUCAUCUUGGAGAAGGACAUCUUUGAAAGACGAUUAGACGAACUCAAUCGACCGUCGUCGACUUCUGCGGACCGACAGGGAUCGACGACCCCUCCUCGGAGACUCGCGAGAGCGCUACAGCUCUCUUCGAGUGACGAGGACUUCCAGGACUCGACACCUGGUUUGGCAUGUUCGAGUUUGGGGAUGAGUUCGCGGAAAAGGUUCGUCCCGAUUCGGUUGGUGGGUACACCUUUGAAGGAGAAAGGUCAGGAGGGUAGACGGGCUGUUGAAACUCGACGAUACGAGGGCGAGCGGAAGAAAGACCAGGUUGUACGGAAGCGGAGGAGAGUUACGGAGGAGUCGGAGGACAGUGACGACGACGAUGAGGAUGGACCAAACCUGCGGAAACAGUCGCCAACUUCAGAGCGGAGUGAUGAGCUCGAUCUUUUGCAAGCGAAGUCGCCUAAGACUAGACGACCGGUCGUCAAGAAACGAGCCGUCCCUUCGGUUCGAAAGUGCGGACCCGGGAGGAGCAAACGGACGUCGACGAUGAAGAGGAAGACGUAUGCAGGACCUGUGGACGAUGAAGAUACGAGUGAGGACGAAUUAGCCUUAUGA
Messenger RNA from Microbotryum saponariae, 2529 nucleotides. Lineage: Eukaryota; Fungi; Basidiomycota; Microbotryomycetes; Microbotryales; Microbotryaceae. The record is from the annotation of a GenBank genome assembly.